AUGGGGCAGUCGGAGUCUCAGGAUGCUGACGAUGAGCUGGAGCUAUCCGAGAUACAAGAUCUUUACAAGACUUUCAUCAUGGAAUGCCCGAGCGGGUCUCUUCAUUUACACGAAUUCAAAAAAAUUUUUGGUGUGAAAACAGGGGCAAGUCCUGAGUCCACGUACAUGGAUAAUUUAUUUCGUUCAUUUGAUAUGAAUGGGGAUAACACGUUGGAUUUUAUUGAAUAUGUGGCGGCUUUACAUCUUGUGCUCCGUGGGAAGCUGGAAGAUAAACUAAGGUGGUCUUUUAAAGUUUUUGACAGCGACGAGAAUGGACGCCUAGACAGACGUGAGCUUAGACGAAUUAUCAGGAUCAUUUACAAGAUAAAGCAGGGUAAUAUCACUGACGAAACGGGAAACAACUUACUAACUGUGGAACAAGUUUGCAACCGGAUUUUUGACCGCAUCGAUGAGAACGGUGAUGGUCAGAUAUCUCUGGAGGAGUUUUUGGAUGGUGCCCAGAAGGAUCCAUGGGUACUCGGAUUUCUGAAGUUGGACGUGAACCCAAGCCGCUGGUUGCACAGUCAUCAAAAAAAGUCAAAUGGAUUAAAAGUGACUAAGCAAGAAACACAUUCAACAUGUACUCCUGAAGAAACUAACUAA
Messenger RNA from Chanos chanos (milkfish), 642 nucleotides. Its product is annotated as guanylyl cyclase-activating protein 2-like. The record is from RefSeq and is a predicted model, not a curated record. NCBI's taxonomy places the organism in Eukaryota, Metazoa, Chordata, Actinopteri, Gonorynchiformes, Chanidae. The transcript is spliced from 4 exons. The coding region runs from base 1 to 642 and encodes 213 amino acids. Gene Ontology annotation, molecular function: calcium ion binding; calcium sensitive guanylate cyclase activator activity. Gene Ontology annotation, biological process: visual perception. Gene Ontology annotation, cellular component: photoreceptor inner segment; cone photoreceptor outer segment.